Nipponia nippon (crested ibis) is the source of this 1002-nucleotide messenger RNA. NCBI's taxonomy places the organism in Eukaryota, Metazoa, Chordata, Aves, Pelecaniformes, Threskiornithidae. The record is from RefSeq and is a predicted model, not a curated record.
AUGCCCGGGCGGCCGGGGUCGGAGUGCGCGGGGCCGGGCGGGGAAGGCCGCCGUCCCUCGGCCCCUCCUGGGCCUCUCCUCGGCCUCCCCUCAGCCCCUUCGGGGCCCCUCCUCGGCCCCAGCGCGGCUCUGGGCUCCCCAGGUUACGGGGCCGAGGGCGGUAGCCGCGGUGAGGAGGUAGCGCUGUGGGCUGUAGUUAACUUGCAGAAGGACAGGAGCUUCUUCCCGAAGCUGCCUUUCCGAAGAUGGCGGAGACUGCUGAGGGAUGUGGUGGGGCCAGGGGUAACGCCGGGGUGUGAGGGGCCCCUUCCCACCCCCAGCGUCUUCUUGGUGCAAUGUGUUCUAAAAGAACUGGAAUCACUGGGGAAAGCACUGUACGGAGCAAAAUUAAUUGCCCAAAGAUUUCAAGUUCGAAACUGUUCUCACCACAAGGAUCCUGUGAGUGGUUCGGCCUGUUUACUUUCCAUGAUUGAAGAAGGCAACCCUCAUCACUUCUUUAUUGCUACACAGGACCAGGAUUUAGCAAACAAAGUGAAAAAGAAGGCUGGUGUUCCUCUCCUCUUUAUUAUUCAGAACACUAUGGUGCUAGACAAACCUUCUCCUAAAUCUUUGGCGUUUGUCCAAAAGUUGCAGACAGAUCAGCUUGUUCCAGAGCACCAAAAACAAAGUAUUGUGCAGCUUAAAGAAAAAGAAGGACUAGCAAAGCAAGCAGGUGAAAAGAGAAGAAAACGUAAAAGGGCAGGCGGCCCCAAUCCUCUCAGCUGUCUGAAGAAGAAAAAGAAAACACAGGAGGGUCAGGAGCCUUCUGCUGAAAAGAAGAAAAGAAGAAAAAGAAAGCGAAAUAGGGCUAAAGCAGAAGCUGUGCAGUCAGUGCAGAAGAAUGAAGAAGAAUAAACCCAUCUUCCUAAAAAAUGCAAGACUUGAACAUUGUUUGAACUCCGUGAAAAGAAAGAUUAAUAUGCAAUCAUGUGAAAUCAAGUUGUUAAUAUUAAAACUUAUUUU